Molecule: messenger RNA, 2589 nt
Organism: Lolium rigidum
Lineage: Eukaryota; Viridiplantae; Streptophyta; Magnoliopsida; Poales; Poaceae
Product: wall-associated receptor kinase 4-like
Exons: 5
Coding region: 1-2589 (862 amino acids)
Biological process (GO): protein phosphorylation; cell surface receptor signaling pathway
Cellular component (GO): plasma membrane
Molecular function (GO): ATP binding; protein serine/threonine kinase activity
Source: RefSeq, a predicted model, not a curated record
AUGGCCUUCCACACGGUGCUUCAGCUGCUCCUGCUGCUUGCUUGCAGCAGCAGCAGAAUCACGGCUACCACUCCAUUAGCAUGGCGACCAUCCAGUUUGGAAGCUCCAAGAAACAAACAGGGCAUUAGGCUAAGGCAAACCCCAUCUGCCAAAUGUCCAAACAAAUGCGGUGAUCUGCUAAUCGAGUUUCCUUUUGGCAUUGGCCCGGACUGCUUCCGGCACCCUGACUUGGCCGUCAUCUGCAACAAAACCACGAGCCCUCCAAGGCUGUUUCUCAAGGACGGCCUCACCGAGGUUGUUGAUGGCGGCAUCCAAGCUUCAUAUAGAAGUAUUAGUGUCAGCAUCUCAUGGACCAUCUCAACAAGUCCGGCUGUUGAUGUGUACAGUGCAACGUGGAAGGCCCCCGCCAUGAAUUUCUUGCUCGAUCAUUCAUCCGGCAUGAGCUUCACGUCGUGUGACUUCUACACCCACCUGAUCGGAGAUCCGACCGUAAAUCCAGAAAUUCCUUUUUGCACUGGCUGCGAUAGCCUAGGCUCGGACACGCUGUACGGGCAGGGAUGCUACGGGUCGGAUGGCAUAAUUUCUGGUAGCAGUAGGCUCCAGUUCAAGUUUGUCCGCCACAAGGAGGCCCAGGCGCAGCAGCGCCAGAACGUGGAGGUCUUCACUUUGACGGGUUUGGUGUCUUGGAGUAUAUAUGACCAACCGUCAUGCGCGGCUGCUUCCCUAGAUAAGGCCACCUUUGCCUGCACCAGCAACCACAGCUCCUGCUCAUACUCUACCUUCAGUUUUGGUUAUUCAUGCCAUUGUGAUGGUCGGUACAUGGGUAAUCCGUAUGUACUCAAUGGCUGCUCGCGUGAUUACGGAUACAAUCCAUCGGCUCGACGAAAUGUGGCAUGUUCUCGCCGUUGUGGUAAGAUCGAAGUUCCAUUUCCAUUUGGCCUGGAAGAUGGCUGUUCUGCAAGGAAGGAACUUACACUGAACUGCUCAGACCCGUCAACUUCGAAGCUAGUACAAGAACAACAAAAUGUGUGUAUCACAUACAUACGAACAAAUGAGGGGUACAUGGACACGGGAGAGAGCUCUGAUGUAAAUAAUGGAAUCGCUGGCAAUCGUCCAAUCUUCAUUGAUUUUCGAGACUUGGUCAGAGCGCAAUGGGUCGUCGCAUAUCUUACUUGCGAAGAGGCCCGUCAAAAUAUAUCCACAUAUGCAUGUGUUAGCUCCGACAGCAAGUGUGUGUUCCCCAGUGGCACAAGCAUGGGUUACCACUGUAAAUGCAGGGAUGGAUAUGAUGGAAAUCCAUAUAUUACUGGCCCCGGUGGCUGUAAUGGCAAAUGUCAAGGCAUAUGCGAAAACACUAAUGGAACUUACUAUUGUGCAGGUGUUGUUCUUGGGCUUAGUGUCGGAUUCGGACUUUUACUUCUAGGCUUAGGUGCAAUGCUCCUCAUCCGGAGAUGGAGGAGAGACAUUCAAAAGCAACUAAGAACGAAGUAUUUUACAAAGAAUCGUGGCCUUCUUCUACAGCAAUUAAUAUCAUUGAAUGAAGAUGCAAGUGAAAGGACAAAGAUUUUCUCUCUGGAAGAGCUAGACCAGGCGACAAACAACUUUGAUGAUACAAGAAUUCUUGGCAGUGGAGGGCAUGGCAUGGUAUACAAAGGCAUCUUAUCUGACCAGCGUGUGGUGGCUAUAAAAAGAUCUAAGGUCAUUGAGCAAGGAGAGAUUGAUCAGUUCAUCAAUGAGGUUGCCAUCCUUUCACAGGUUAACCACCGAAACAUUGUAAAACUUUACGGUUGUUGCCUUGAAACCGAGGUUCCGCUCCUAGUAUAUGAUUUUGUUCCUAAUGGUUCGUUGUUUGAAAUCCUUCAUUCUGGUUCAAGCAGCAAUUUUUCUUUGUCCUGGGAUGACUGUCUAAGAAUUGCUGCCCAAGCUGCAGGAGCUCUCUUUUAUCUCCACUCUGCAGCCUCCAUAUCAGUUUUUCACCGUGAUGUCAAGUCUUCUAACAUACUCCUAGAUGAAAACUACAACGCAAAAGUUGCUGACUUUGGUGCAUCAAGAUUGGUUGAUAUAGACCAGACUCAUGUUUCCACAAAAGUACAAGGCACGUUUGGGUACCUAGAUCCACAGUAUUGCCAGACUAGGCAGCUAAAUGAGAAAAGUGACGUAUACAGUUUUGGUGUUGUGCUUUUAGAGCUACUUCUCAGAAGGAAGCCUAUUUUCACUAGUGAGACAGGCUCAGCUCAGAAUUUAUCUAGUUACUUUCUUGAGGAGAUGAAGAAUAGACCAUUAAAAGAGAUAGUCGAUCCUCAAGUUCACGAAGCAGCAACUGAGGAAGAAAUCACCAAUUUUGCCUCUCUGGCAGAGAUGUGCUUACAGCUCCGGGGUGAAGAAAGACCUACCAUGAAGACAGUGGUGAUGUCAUUGGAGCUUCUGCAUACGAAUAGGUUGAAGGCAUUUCGUGUCAACCCGGAAACUCAUGGAAGAGCUGAAGCUGGUGUUCAGUCUCACUCAGGUAACACAAUUGAUCCAGUCUCCGCAAAGAGCCAACGAUGUUACAGCUCUGAGCAAGAGUUCAUGUCAUCUGCUAGCAUAUGA